CAGGAGGCCUACACGCUGUUGUUGUGCUGCCUCAAUGUCUCUAGUGAUCCCCGAGAAGUUCCAGCACAUUUUGCGAGUACUCAACACCAAUAUCAAUGGGCAGCGGAAAAUAGCCUUUGCCAUCACUGCUAUUAAGGGUGUGGGACAAAGGUUUGCUCAUGUGGUGUUGAGUAAACCAGAUACUGACCUCACCAAGAGGGCCGGAGAGCUCACUGAGGAUGAGGUGGAACGUGUGAUCACCAUUAUGCAGAAUCCUUGCCAAUACAAGAUUCCUAAUUGGUUCUUGAAUAGACAGAAGGAUGUCAAGGAUGGGAAAUACAGUCAGGUUCUGGCCAACAGUCUGGACAAUAAGCUCCGGGAAGACUUGGAGAGACUGAAGAAGAUUCAGGUUCACCAGGGGCUGCACCACUUCUGGGGACUUCGUGUCAGAGGCCAGCACACCAAGACCACCCGACACCGUGGCCACACUGUGGGUGUGUCCAAGAAGAAAUAAAUCUGUAAGCCUGUCUGUAAUAAAGUUUAUACACUUAUGGAAAAAAAA
Sorex fumeus (smoky shrew) is the source of this 541-nucleotide messenger RNA. RefSeq names its product 40S ribosomal protein S18-like. NCBI's taxonomy places the organism in Eukaryota, Metazoa, Chordata, Mammalia, Eulipotyphla, Soricidae. Gene Ontology annotation, biological process: translation. The record is from RefSeq and is a predicted model, not a curated record. The transcript has a single exon. Gene Ontology annotation, molecular function: structural constituent of ribosome; RNA binding. Gene Ontology annotation, cellular component: small ribosomal subunit; ribosome; cytosol. The coding region runs from base 35 to 493 and encodes 152 amino acids.